Molecule: messenger RNA, 1047 nt
Organism: Plasmopara halstedii
Lineage: Eukaryota; Oomycota; Peronosporomycetes; Peronosporales; Peronosporaceae
Product: nad-dependent epimerase dehydratase
Exons: 1
Coding region: 1-1047 (348 amino acids)
Source: RefSeq, a predicted model, not a curated record
AUGGCUCCAAACCAGGCAACAGGUAUGCAUGAUAAUUGUACGACCCUGAUUUCGGCAUCGCGUCUAUGCAUCCUCGUGACGGGUGCUGCCGGGUUUAUUGGAUUUCAUACCGCAAAAGCUUUGCUCGCGCGUGGCGACGAUGUAGUCAUAAUCGACGAGAUGAACGACUACUAUGACGUUAGACUCAAACAAAGCAACAUCGACUGGCUCGUGAAGACGUACCGCGAUCGAGUAACGGUUAUCAUUGCCGACCUCUGUGACGAGAAGCUGGUACGCCGUGUGAUAAAAGAAACCAGGCCUGACGCUAUGGUGCAUUUGGCGGCUCGCGCUGGCGUGCGUCCUAGCAUUGAUAACCCACUCAUGUACAUUCAUGCCAAUGUCGUGGCAACAACGUUGCUGCUAGACGUGUGCCGCGAAUUUGGCAUCAAAAAGUUUGUAUACGCUAGUAGUAGUUCGGUGUACGGCGGUAGUAUGAAGGAAAAAUUCAGCGAGACUGACAUUGUGGACUUUCCCGUAAGUCCGUAUGCCGCGACCAAGAAGAGUUGCGAAUUGCUAGCGCACACAUAUCACCACCUGUACGGCAUGGACACUAUUGGGUUGCGCUUCUUCACAGUGUACGGGCCACGAGGUCGUCCGGAUAUGGCUCCGUUCAAGUUCAUGGAUCGUAUAGCUCGUGAUGUUGCAAUCGACCAAUAUGGAGACGGUUUUUCGUCGCGUGACUACACAUUCAUCGAUGACAUUGUGCAGGGCGUUUUGCUGAGUCUGGACCGUGGUCGUGGAUGUGAGGUGUUUAAUCUGGGUCGUGGCACACCGGCGCUGCUCACUGACUUUAUUGCUACCAUUGAGAGAUUAGUGGGUAAAAAGGCUAAGAUUAACAUUCUGCCUGACCAGCCUGGUGACGUGCCUCGAACGAGCGCAGAUAUAUCCAAGGCAAAACUUUUACUUGGGUAUGAGCCAUCAAUUUCUCUAGAACAAGGUCUUUCAAAGACUUGGGAUUGGUACUCAAAUCACUUUAUUUCUGAAUCCGCGAUCCUUCGUGAUGAUUAA